AUGCAUUUUCCAUUUUUCGCCGCUCUUCUGGCUACUGCCUUUGUCAACGCCAACCCCGUCCCCGAAAACCUUGAUGACAUUGCCACCAGCGCAGAAGAUGCACUGGCGAAGGCUGCAGCAACCGCGCCUGAGCUUGUGAGCCGUAAAGACUGGCUCUGCGAUCCCGUGCUUCAGAGCUGUGGCACUGGAGACCCCAGCGAGGCUCAUUACUGCCGACCUAACUCGUGCACCGGAUGGCAUGGAUGCAUUCCCUACACCACCUCAACCGGCCAGAGGUACGCAUAUUGCUCUUAA
This is a messenger RNA of Bipolaris victoriae FI3, 294 nucleotides long. RefSeq lists its product as hypothetical. The coding region runs from base 1 to 294 and encodes 97 amino acids. The transcript is spliced from 3 exons. NCBI's taxonomy places the organism in Eukaryota, Fungi, Ascomycota, Dothideomycetes, Pleosporales, Pleosporaceae. The record is from RefSeq and is a predicted model, not a curated record.